Volvox carteri f. nagariensis is the source of this 1212-nucleotide messenger RNA. RefSeq lists its product as uncharacterized. NCBI's taxonomy places the organism in Eukaryota, Viridiplantae, Chlorophyta, Chlorophyceae, Chlamydomonadales, Volvocaceae. The record is from RefSeq and is a predicted model, not a curated record. The coding region runs from base 1 to 1212 and encodes 403 amino acids. The transcript is spliced from 10 exons.
AUGGUUAAGUGCCUUAAUAGCAACCUGUCGUAUGGUUCCGGGGCGCAGCAGCUAGAUGCGCUAUCGGAGCAGUUUGAACAGCUGAGCCAGGAGAACACGUUCCUGAGAGGCAAGCUCAAGCUCUUAGAGCGCGUCCUGCCUUACAGGUCCUCCCAUGUGGGCUUCUUGACGGCCGUCAGAAACGUUGUUGCCAGUGCUUGUGGGGCCGGGCAUGUGUUGAUGGCGGCGGCACAGGGGCCACACGUGCGACUUCCAGAGGUGUCUCCUUCGGGUGGCAGUGACGGUGGCGGCAGCAGGGAAGACGGCAGCAGCUGCAAGAACAGAGGCUAUGAGCCUGGCUGGCGAUCGCCGGCAGCUGACAGACCCGUGGGUCACUCGGCGGCUGGGUCAUUGGGAUCCUGGGCGACAGCAGCAGAGGUGAAACCGCUGCCGGGGCUCCCUAUCGCACUGGCACUGUGUCCGGGACCUGAUGGUGAAGCACCCACCAUCACGCCGGAGGCUGUCGAGCAACUCAAGAAGGUUACACCCCGGGAGUUUCAGUUGCUGUACAAGCACUGUAUCCAGCAGUUGGCGGUCCUUGGUGUGGCUGCGGAGGUACACGGGCCGAGCAGCACACAACAAGCUCGCCUCGAGCGCUUUUUGGAGCGAAUCUUCGUCUACAUGGACCAGGUGGUUCUGCUGUCUCCCAACUGCUUCGUACAGAGCAUGUACGUCAACUUGGAAACAGGGCAGCAUGAACGGCCUCCCGAUGAAUUUUGGUGCGCAUUAGGCGCAUCACUCAACCUCACCCCGCAGCAGCUCGAGGAAGUGCUCAUGGCCCGGGAUAUGCACGAGAUGAACGUGGCCCCCGUGGCGGAGGAGCGUGUACGGCUCACUUCAGAGUUGUCCGCCAGCCUCUCCGCAGCCUUGAGCCAGCACCCCGUCAGUAGCAGUGACGUCAUCCAGACGUUGUCUGAGGUUGAUGAGGUGGCGGAAAGGCUCAGGCGCAAUGUCAUCCGCGAGCAUCAGGCCCAGAUGGACGUGGGGGACUUCUUGUGCAUGGGUGUGCUGUCCCCAGUCCAGGUGGCACGUAUCAUGGCAGCAUCAUAUCCGUACAUACCGGACGGAGUUGCAGUACUGCACGCGUGUGGUGUUGGCAGAGGCGGAGCCAGUCAGCCAGCUGCCCCUCACGCAGCCGUUGCGGUGUACAGCGCUGAGCUACCAAAGCUCUAA